Brassica napus (rape) is the source of this 1456-nucleotide messenger RNA. Its product is annotated as probable inactive L-type lectin-domain containing receptor kinase III.1. The record is from RefSeq and is a predicted model, not a curated record. Gene Ontology annotation, molecular function: carbohydrate binding. The transcript has a single exon. Bases 545 to 1147 code for a protein of 200 amino acids. Lineage: Eukaryota; Viridiplantae; Streptophyta; Magnoliopsida; Brassicales; Brassicaceae.
GUAAAGCAAUUGACAAUACUUAGAUAAACUAUCAAUGUUCAAUAAAUAGCUAAGUGGUGGUUAGACGCUUUAUAGAGGAACCAAUGUUAGCGGGCGUCUAAACCAAUUCUUUGAACGUCGUCUACAUCGAUUUUGUGCAAAGUUGGUUUGAAAAAAUUGUUUUGUUCAGACCCGAUUUACCGACUAAACAGACGCACAUAUAUUUAGAAAGGUGUAUAAUCUUUAUCUGCACGUUUAUUUCCCUGAAAAACCUUGUCUGGAUCUAUUUUAUUGUAUACUAAGCUAGCUUGGGAAGUUUACAUCCACCUCCAGUCCCUACGACUUGAGCAGUUCAACAAUCUAUUUCUUUGAAAUGUUUUUUAGGUGUAAAUAUAUAUUAGGUCUUAUACGUAGAUUUAUAAAUAAAUUCUUUAACAAUAUAUAUGUCUAUAUACCAUUAAAAACAUAAAGUCUAUAUAUAUGAUAGACUUUGAUUUCUUCAUUUUUAUUGUCCAUCAAUGGCAAUAACUUACAAAUCAAUAGCUCUCUCUAUAAUCACUCAACUAUGCCUCGUUUCUUGCGUGUCAAGCCAACAACAAGAAACAGAGUUUCUUCACCACGGUUUUUUCGAAGCCAACAUACUCAAGUACGGAUCCUCCAAGGCCAAGCUUUCCAUGGCUUCUCCAUACCUUUCAACAACCCUAACAACUCAUCAAACUCGUUUUCUUUCUCCACAAGUUUCGUUUUCUCAAUCAACGCGCCAGGUCAUGGCCUAACCUUUAUGAUCUCUCCCUCCAUGGAUUUCACCAGAGCCAUGCCGAGUGAGUUCCUCGGUCUCUUCAACACUUCAAACAACGGAAACUCAACAAACCGAAUCCUCGCAGUGGAGUUCGACACUGUGAAGUCAAACGAGUUUCUUGACGUCGACGGUAACUACGUGGGGAUCGACGUCAACGGUUUGGUCUCAGUUGAAUCUGCACCGGCUGCGUUUUUCUCUAACCGUCAGAACAAGAAUAUAAGCUUGAAGCUUUCGAGCGAAGAUCCUAUUCGGGAUUGGAUCGAGUACAGUGGAGAGGAUAUGCUUCUCAACGUCACACUGGCUCCUCUGGACAUUUCUAAACCUAAGUUUCCUCUUUUGUCAAGAAAGAUGAAUCUGUCUAAUAUUUGAUUGAACAAAGAGGCAAAUGCAUUGGUUCAUACACCUCAUCAAACUAGGGUAGAAUCUUUACGUUUCAACUCCAUGAGGCAUUUUGUUUUGUCAUCAAGCUUGCAAUAACAUUAUAGAGAUGCUAACUAUUACAUUGUUCCUGCUCCACACGGUAAGAGAAGCCAAACAAAAGUGCUGGAGAAUGUUUUAAAUAGCAACAAGCCACAACCAAAGUACUUUCCCAUAGAUGUUUGUCUAAAAUCAUCAGAUAAAAAUAAAGACACUGGACAAUGAAGGAACUGACUUUCUCUAAAAGCAUUGCUAUUGUCA